Molecule: messenger RNA, 2163 nt
Organism: Nerophis lumbriciformis (worm pipefish)
Lineage: Eukaryota; Metazoa; Chordata; Actinopteri; Syngnathiformes; Syngnathidae
Source: RefSeq, a predicted model, not a curated record
AUGAGGAUGUUUCGCUGCUUUUACGCACACUGGCUUGUAGUUGCUGCCCUGUGGAGCGUCAGUCACACAAGGUCGUUGGCUGCACGGUCGAGCGUCUCUUCCAGCAAAUCCAAGAGUCUGCUGGACCCCAACGUUAAGGAAUGGGGUGAUUAUUCAGACCUCCCAUCAGAAAUGGAGCGAGGACUGGGUUUGGGUGAAGAUAGACAAAACGGAAACAACAACAGAGAGGGUGGAGGAUUGUCAUCGAGCCUCACUCCUGAGUUGGAGUUUCUCUCUGAUUUUGCAGGUAAAAAGCGAUUAUGGGUAAUAACAGCGCCUUCAUACAACGACCACUACCUUCAAAUGAUGGAGAAACAGCUGGAAGACAUGGAACAGAAAUCCCUAAACUGUCGUCUAGCAGAAAGAGACACGUUCAUUGUCAUCAUCAUCCAAAACGCCAUGAUGGAAGGAAGGAUCCAGAAAACAACCAUACAAGGACAGGCCACAGUGGAGAGCUUAGACCCUGACACUGUCACCAAGUUACUGCACUACCUUGACCUCACCCAGCACCAAGCAUUCAACAUGUUGCUGCUGAAAAAAAACCUGAGAGUCAGCGAGCGGUUCCCUUAUCCUGUUCGGAUAGAAGCCGUUUUGGAGGUCAUUGAUCAGUUGCCUAUGAGGAAGUUGGAGAAAAUCACUAGGAAAGGAUCCAAACUGAGGUGUGAAAAUCCCAAAAAGAAGGUUAUAGUGAAAAGGAAAAAGAAAAAGAGAGUCAAACCGAGCCCUCAGAUGCAAAGCAACGGAACCUCUGUGGUGACGCUGCAAAGAAAGUCCCAAAUGGACAAAAAGGCCGCCCUAAAAAGCAAGAUCCAGGAGAUACUGAACGGCAAGUCGAGGUUUGUCAUUCGGAGGGUGUCGUCUCCGAGAAGAAAGGAGCCCAGCAGCGGAAGCGGUAAUGCUGGCAAAAAUGAAAAGGAAAAAGAGAAUACGCAUCAUCCUCCAGUUAUCCGAAAAGAAAAGGAGGAAGUGAAGAAAGAAAGGCCUCACACUGAAGUGGAUGAAGGAUUGAAAAAAAAUGUUGAGGAGAGCAAAAAGGACGAGAGAAAAGACAACUCCAAGAAAAAGGGCAAAGGGAAAAAAGGAAAAAAAGGAAAAGGCAAGAAGUCUCAGAAAGAAGCAAGUGAGAAGGACAAAACUGCCUUAAAAGAAUUUCUGGAUCAUUUAAAAGGAAAGAGAAGGUUGAUGCUGAUGUCAACCCCAAGCAGAGAUGCGACGCUGUAUGUGCAGCAGAGCACUGAGAAUGAGAAGCAGCACUGUGAGCUGGCUAUCAGGAAGGUCACUGUGGCAACCAUCGUGGGGCAAGGCAAUGAUGCCACCCUCACGUUACAGCACCACCAACUCGAAUCCGAACCUCCAUUCAAUGGAGGACCAAUUCAGCUGUCUGAUUCCGGCCUAAUCUCACUGUUGAGAUCACAGUUGGGUUUGUCUUCCCCCGACCUUUUUUCCAUGACCGUCACCGACUACGACAUCGGGCCCAAUAGAGUGUUUGAGGCACCGCCGUCAAGUCUCGCUAUGUUUGAAUACAUCGACAACUUUCCCUCGAGGCGCCCUGAGAAAGAAAAAGAAAGGAGACGUCCGUCCGCGUGUGAAACAGACAAACAACAGUCUGAAGCUGAGAAUUCCCUGCUCAGGUUCAUGUCAAAGAGGAGACUUCUGCUUGUCUCUGCUCCAGCUGAGGAUGACUAUUCAUUUCAACAGCAGCUGUCUGCUCUCAACGGGCAGGAGUGUCACCUCGGUAUUCGUCACUUUGCCAUGUUGAAGUUAAUUGGUGUUGGAGACAAAGCUUCAGGCACUGUUGAGUUGUUUCCUCUUAAUGGUCGCAGUCAGACUGAGUUGGAGCUGUUGUCGCGUGAUGCUGUGAACAACCUGCGCGAUCAGCUGAAGAUCAGCAAGGACUAUUUCAGUAUGCUUGUAGUGGGCAAGGACGGCGACGUUAAAGCUUGGUUCCCGUCUCCGAUGUGGUCGCUGGAUAACGUCUACGACCUGGUGGACUCCAUGGAGCUGCGUCUACAGGAAGAGAAGCUGCAGAGACAGCUCGGAAUUCACUGUCCUGAGGAACACGGGAGAGGGGGAGGCGAGGGGGACGGUUACCAUGGUUAUGGGGAAGAGCAUCACCACUCAUAA